UGCGAAAUGCACUUCGCGUGUCGGGAUUCUAAUAUACGCAACGUGCGCCAUACGCACACCCCCGUGCUUGAGAAAGAGAGAGAGAGGCUAAGAGCAGCAAUCAGCAGCAGCGCGGAUGGAGAACGGGAAUGUCGUCGUCUGCGACAAUGGCACGGGCUAUGUGAAAUGUGGUUUUGCGGGUGAGAACUUUCCCACCUCUGUAUUCCCAUGUGUGGUGGGAAGGCCCAUGCUACGUUAUGAAGAAUCACUCACAGAACAGACGUUGAAGGAUGUUGUUGUGGGAGAAGCAUGUGCCGACUUGCGGCAUCAUCUGGAUAUAUCUUAUCCUGUUAACAAUGGAAUUGUGCAGAACUGGGAUGAUAUGGGCUAUGUCUGGGACCAUGCAUUUUUCAAUGAAUUGAAAAUAGACCCAACAGAAUGUAAGAUUUUACUCACAGACCCGCCUCUCAAUCCUUCAAAAAACCGUGAAAAAAUGAUCGAGACCAUGUUUGAGAAGUACAACUUCACCGGCGUCUUCAUUCAAAUCCAAGCUGUUCUGACAUUGUAUGCUCAAGGAUUGCUAACAGGCCUUGUUAUUGACUCCGGAGAUGGCGUCACCCAUGUGGUGCCAGUUGUUGAUGGCUACUCAUUCCCGCAUCUAACUAAGCGAAUGAAUGUGGCUGGCAGGCACAUAACUUCUUACCUUGUAGAUCUACUCCUAAGGAGAGGGUACGCGAUGAAUAGGACAUCGGAUUUUGAGACUGUUAGGGAAAUCAAAGAGAAGCUAUGUUAUAUCAGCUAUGAUUACAAACGCGAGUACCAAUUGGGGCUGGAGACUACGAUUCUUGUUAAAAAUUACACACUACCAGAUGGAAGGGUUAUUAAAGUUGGCACUGAGCGGUUCCAGGCUCCCGAGGCUCUUUUCACACCAGAACUCAUAGAUGUUGAAGGCGAUGGCAUGGCUGACAUGGUAUUUCGCUGCAUUCAGGAAAUGGAUAUCGACAACCGGAUGAUGCUCUACCAGCAUAUUGUUCUAAGCGGAGGGAGUACUAUGUAUCCCGGAUUGCCAAGUCGUUUGGAGAAAGAAAUACUUGACCGCUAUCUUGAUGUUGUCUUGAAGGGGAAUAAGGAUGGGCUGAAGAAACUACGGUUGCGGAUAGAGGACCCACCACGGAGAAAGCAUAUGGUCUACCUUGGCGGCGCAGUUCUUGCAGGAAUAAUGAAGGAUGCACCGGAGUUCUGGAUUAGCAGGCAAGAUUAUCAGGAAGAGGGAGUAGAGUGUUUAAGAAAGUGUGGCCAGGCAUGAUCAUUCAAAAUACAAUGACCUGCAAUGCAAGAUUACCCUAAUUGCCAAAAUCAUGAGCAAACUAUAUAUGAUUGGUUGGAGGCCAUGGCAGGGAAAGAUCCAUGAAUGAAAGGCCGUCGGAAACUGCAGGUGUGUCAAAGCUUGAAGUGUAUACCUCUGCAAAUGGUUGUUGUCUACCCAUUUUAAACCGUUGGAAAUCAUGCAAUGUUGUUGUCCAAUAUUAUAUUAGAUGAAAACCCAAAUGGUCAUACGAUGCUGAAUGGGGUAUUUAUAGUCAAGGACGUGUUUGGUUGCGCCAAAUAUCAUGAUAUUUGGUCCCAAAGUAUAAGAUGUAGAGGGAGAGGCUGCCAUUUGAUAACACUGAACCCCUUUGGCAUUUUGCCAAAUGUAGUUACAGAUUUGCCCGACUA
Messenger RNA from Magnolia sinica, 1695 nucleotides. RefSeq names its product actin-related protein 2. The transcript has 15 exons. The record is from RefSeq and is a predicted model, not a curated record. Gene Ontology annotation, molecular function: actin filament binding. Lineage: Eukaryota; Viridiplantae; Streptophyta; Magnoliopsida; Magnoliales; Magnoliaceae. Bases 116 to 1285 code for a protein of 389 amino acids. Gene Ontology annotation, biological process: Arp2/3 complex-mediated actin nucleation. Gene Ontology annotation, cellular component: actin cortical patch; Arp2/3 protein complex.